Messenger RNA from Raphanus sativus (radish), 610 nucleotides. RefSeq names its product RING-H2 finger protein ATL14-like. The record is from RefSeq and is a predicted model, not a curated record. The transcript has a single exon. The annotation marks the transcript as partial. Lineage: Eukaryota; Viridiplantae; Streptophyta; Magnoliopsida; Brassicales; Brassicaceae.
AAGAUCCUCUCCAAAAUCCUCGUUGGUUUCAUCAUGAUCCCCGUAGCUUUAACCGCCCUUCUCUUCAUCCUCAUGUCUCUCGGCUUCUCCGUCUUCUUCUUCGCCCUCUACUGGUUUCUCCACCGCAACUACCGCCGCCGCCUCCGUCGCCACCUCCGUCACGAAUCCUCGGAUGGGUUGUCUCCCAGAUGCGUGAAGAGCCUUCCCCAGUUUAAGUUCUGCGAGGCGACGCAGUUCGGAAGCGAGUGCGUGGUUUGUAUCGAUGGGUUCAGACAAGGGCAGUGGUGUCGGAGAUUGCCUGGAUGCGGGCAUGUGUUUCAUAGGAAGUGUGUGGACUUUUGGUUGGUGAAAGUUGGGACUUGUCCGAUUUGCAGGGAUAGGGUUUAAAGGAUUGGAAAGAAGCAAAAAGGUGAGAAAUUUUUGAUGGGAGAAGAAGGACGUACUUAGUUCGGUCUAGUGGUUAGAUUUGUUGUUUCAUAGUUCGUUUGGUUCGCUUCAGUUUUAUUACGAUGAUGUUAAAACAAAUUUGGUUUUUCAUCAAUAAUCAAUCAUGUACAGUUUUUUUAUUUUAUUACAGAGCUCAACAAAUUGAAAGCUUGUUCCUUUCUUC